Cooperia oncophora is the source of this 858-nucleotide messenger RNA. The record is from the annotation of a GenBank genome assembly. Lineage: Eukaryota; Metazoa; Nematoda; Chromadorea; Rhabditida; Trichostrongylidae.
AUGAUUACCGUAUUGCGUUUGGCUGGUAAUUAUGUACCGGAUGAAGUGGUUUCGUGUAUGAUCCAACUAAUAUCCUCUCAUAGUGAGCUCCAACAUUACGCCGCCAUGCAACUGUUUCGAGCUGCUCAACUAGAUUCAACGAAUGCUCAGCCACUGCUUCAGGUCGCAUUCUGGACUAUUGGUGAAUUUGGUGAUUUGCUCCUUCAGCCAGCUGAUGCGGACUCGGCAAAGGUUGAAGAAAGUGACGUAGUGAGUGUGUUCGAAAAUGUCCUUCCAUCAACGUUAACGUCUUUAUCCACGAAAUGUUAUGCGGUUACGGCUCUGGCAAAGUUGGCUACGAGGUUCGGUUCAACGGUGGAUCGUAUAUCUGCACUGGUUCGUGCUAAUCAAGCUCAUCUUCAUCUAGAACUGCAACAGCGAUCAGUCGAGUUUUCUCGGCUGUUGGAUUGUGGCGAUAUCAAAUAUGGCCUCCUUGAACGAAUGCCUGUGAUUCUGCACAACUCACUCAAUGCAGCUGCAGCACCUAUCGAGGAUGGCCCAUCUCUUCUGGAAGAUGGUUCACCAACACCGGCCGCUGCUGCUCCGCCGUCUAACAUAGAUCUUCUGGGUCAGUUAGCUUCGUUGGAUGAACCCGUUCCUGUUGCAGUACCUGCUAAAACAAGUACCAACAAUGACUUAUUUGAUCUCAUGAGUGGCACGACUGUAGUACCUUCAAUGCCUGCUACAAAUUCAGUGCUUGAUGGCGGUCUGUUAGGAGUGUCUGUGUCGAAUCCUAUUUCGACUGUGACGAACGACGCCGCAGAUCCCUUUGACUUGCUGGCAGGAUUUACUAGCACUGCUGCACGUCCUCCUGCGUAA